CCUUCGCCCGGCAGUGAAGCUCAAACCGGGGCAGGAGAUACCUGUGAGUGGAUACAGCGGAUGGCCGGGUUCAGUUACCUGAUUCACUAAAGCCUGCGGUUUUUUUUUUUCUUCCACGACACGCAGCUGAUAAGAGAUGCCUUUUCCACCUAUAAAUCUACACUCGCGGAUUUCAUCGCCGGGAAAAGAUCUAUUCAGGAAGAAGAAAUCCGGCACGAGCGUUGUUCCUCCUCAGGCUUUGCUCAACCCUAAACCGCGCGAGGAGAAGGAAGCGGAAAAGGACAAACUGUCCACGUCCUGGCCUAGCGCCAACCUGAGACAGCUGGGAGGGAAACCUCAGCAGCAUUAUUCCAGCAAAAUUCCCACAGACUCCUCAGUGCCGAACCUCGACGUCAUGGACGUGAAAAACUCGUGGCUAAACGCGAGCAAACCGUUGGCAGGCUCGUGCGAAAGCGUGCCGCGCUCCAGCUCCGGGGAAUCGGCGGCGCGGCGCGCCAAAGACGAGCUCGAGCAGGAGGUGCAGUUCUCCCUCAGCCUCACCCCCGAGGCCAUCCUCGUCAUCCAGAAGCGCAACCUCGAAAAGCAGAUGCUGGCCAAGCAGCAGAAGUGCUGCGGCUCGACGGACGGCAAGCACCGCCGCGCCGUGGCGUCCAAAAGGGCGACGCAGGGCGCGCCGAAGAGCAUGGGCACCGUGGCCAAGCUGGACAGCUCGAACGACAUCAGCGCGAUCGUGAAGAUCUCGCUGCUCAACGAGCAGCACAAGUACGACGACGUCGAGUACGAGGAGGAGGACGGCGACGUGGACGAGACGGUGAUGCGCAAAUGUAAAGAGUGGCUGAAAGGCGUCGAGAGCGCAGCCGCCUUCAGCAAAGUGGACAAACUGUCUGCUCUGCCGCACCUCAAGAGCUGCUGAUGCUGAUCAAAGCCACUGUGGAGGAAGUCUUCCUCAAGAAAAAAUAUAUAUCAAUGGACUGAAAUAUCGUUUUUUCCCCCCUUGCUGUAGCCUGUUGAUAUGGCACUGUGCGUUAUUGUCUCUCGUGCGGCCCUUUUGGGCCUUUUUUCCACUCAGGUUGCGUCUAAAUGUAGCGCCGUUCAGUUACACUCGGAUAAACGAAUGUCCAUUAAUGAAUGAAUGAAUGAAGCUUGGGCAUCUGCGUCCAGCAUGCGUUGUCCCAAACCACAGGUGUCGUGCUUUUUCCGACAUGGAGAGGCCUGUAGUGCGGAUGUGAUGCAGUUUGGGACGCAGCCCCAACACACACAGGCUUCCCACUGGCGCCACGCUUUUCUUUGUGCCAGAAAUCAGUGACAAACUUUACAGUGUGUGUACAGUAUUUUGUACAGUAUUUAUUGUAUAAAAAAGAAAAACAUUACGUUGUGUUUGUGUUCUAGCCUAGAUCUUGUCAUUUUUAUGGGUUUUUAUGAAAUAAAGUGUAUUCAAAUCCA
Molecule: messenger RNA, 1443 nt
Organism: Clarias gariepinus (North African catfish)
Lineage: Eukaryota; Metazoa; Chordata; Actinopteri; Siluriformes; Clariidae
Gene: prr18
Product: proline rich 18
Exons: 1
Coding region: 137-913 (258 amino acids)
Source: RefSeq, a predicted model, not a curated record